Messenger RNA from Danaus chrysippus (African queen), 930 nucleotides. The record is from the annotation of a GenBank genome assembly. Lineage: Eukaryota; Metazoa; Arthropoda; Insecta; Lepidoptera; Nymphalidae.
AUGUCUAAAAAGAAGGAAGAAAAGGAUGAAGGCGGCAAGAGUGUUGACCCUACUGCAUUUUUAAAGGACUUUGCCGCUGGCGGAAUAUCCGCUGCAGUGUCAAAAACAGCUAUGGCGCCUAUGGAAAGAGUGAAGCUCAUUUUGCAAGUUCAGCAUGUAUCAAAACAAAUAUCUGAAGAUAAACGGUACAAAGGCAUUAUAGAUGCGUUUAUACGGAUACCGAAGGAACAAGGUCUGGCAUCAUUGUGGAGAGGGAAUCUAGCUAAUGUAAUCCGUUACUUUCCAACACAGGCAUUAAAUUUUGCUUUUAAGGAUGUAUACAAAAAAGUUUUCUUAGAGGGCGUUGAUAAAAACGAACGUUUUUGGCGGUAUUUUGCUGGUAAUUUAGCAUCUGGUGGUGCAGCCGGAGCAACUUCACUGUGCUUUGUGUAUCCUUUGGAUUAUGCUCGAACCAGAUUAGCUGCUGAUGUCGGAAAAGGCAAAGGAAAGGAAUUUAACGGUCUCAUUGAUUGCUUGACGAAGACUCUUAAAUCUGAUGGGCCUUUGGGAUGGUAUCGAGGUUUCAUUGUCUCUGUGCAGGGUAUAAUAAUUUAUCGUGCGACAUAUUUUGGACUUUACGAUACAGCGCGUGGUAUGCUUCCGGAUCCAAAAAAUACAUCUUUGUUCUUUACUUGGCUAAUUGCUCAGACUGUAACAACGAUCGCGGGGAUCACGUCAUAUCCACUAGAUACAGUGAGGCGGCGAAUGAUGAUGCAGUCCGGACGGCCGGUGCAUGAACGACAGUACAAGAACACAGUUCAUUGUUGGGCCACCAUCUUGAGGACGGAGGGCCCUGGGGCAUUCUUUAAAGGCGCCUUUUCAAAUGUUCUUCGAGGUACUGGUGGAGCAUUUGUAUUGGUACUCUAUGAUGAAGUUAAAAAAUUGCUCUAA